AUGAUGAUGGAUCCUAUCACUGAUCCAUUUCUUAAUUUCAAUGACGGACAAAUUUCCUCCAUACCAGAUAGUUUAUUGUUUUCCAACGACGAAAAUCUUAGUGGAAUCGAUCUAGAUUUACCCCUUUCAAGUCCGAUUAAAUUUGAACAAGAAACCAUAUCAAGUAUGACCGAUAAUCCUGAAUUCGAACAUGAACUAAAGAAAUUCUUCGAUAACUUUCCAUCGCCUGAUUCGUCUUCAUCAUCGAAUCAUACAUCAACCAUUGACAUCCUAGACGAUUUUCCAUUUUCACCGUUCGAAACGGAAACGACGAAUGAGAAAUUCGAUCCAACAUUACCACCUCCACCAGCACCAGCUCAACCUCAGAAAUUACCGGUUAUUAUCAACACAACUAAAAUAGCAAAUCAACAUCUGCCAAAAGUAGUUCAAUUAACCAAAGGCAAUGUCGUCUACAUUCAAGCACCGAAUAAUUCGAAUAAAUCUCAAACAAAUUUUAUUCAACUAACCAAUUGUUUACCAACAAUCUUGAUUAAUACGUUACAAACUCCGACAGUCAGUGAAGAAUCAGCCAAACCAACAUCAACUACAAUUGAAGAUUUUCCUCUCGAUGAUAAUGAAUAUCCUGAUAUUGAUCAUCUCCCAAUGACACCAUCAUCAGGCAGUGAAUCACCCGAUGAACGAAACACAACAUCACCGGAUAUAACUCAUGAGAAUAACUAUAUGAAAAAUCGUCUACAUCGUCAUCAUCCUUAUGGUCUAAGCAAAGGCUCAUCGUCACUACUAACUAAUCUUGAUAAAUUGCCAUCCUCAGGUCCGUUGUUAUUAACUGAUGAAGAGUUGAAGUUAAUCAAACAAGAAGGCUAUCAAAUCCCAACAAAACUUCCAUUGAAUAAAACCGAGGAGAAAGUCUUGAAAAAAAUCCGACGAAAAAUAAAGAAUAAAAUUUCAGCACAAGAAAGUCGCCGAAAGAAGAAGGAGUAUGUCGAUACACUCGAACGACAAAUUGCUAAAUAUAUUGAUGAAAACGGCGCACUUAAAGAGCGUGUGUCAACAAUGGAAAAAAACCAAAGGUCGUUGAUGCAAGAACUUCAAUCACUUCGAUCAAUGGUUGGCAAAGGUACACCAACAACAGGCAAAGUUUUAAUGGUUCUUUGCUUAUUCUUUGCUGUUUUAUUUGGUAUUUGGUCACCUAUAGUAAAUAAACAGUCGGUCGAUGAUUUUAUGCGUUCAUCGAAUGAUGGUUCGUCGUCAACUCAACAAAAGUCUUUAACAUCAUCCAAUAGUCCUGAUUCAUCGAGCACUAUACGUUCAACAAACAGUGCAACAAAGUCCUUAAUGGAUCAACAAGAUAUCAUCAAACAAGAACCAACCUAUUCAAACUAUAUUCCAAAUAAUUACAAAUCACGUGUUCUGCUCUCGUACGAUGAGCAUGAACAUCAUCAUGGGCCUUAUUUACCGUCGAAUAAUAAAUUUAAAUCGUCAUCUCAACAGCAAACAUCUGCACCAGGAUAUACUUAUUCGAAUUCAGUUGAAAGAUACAUGAAUAAGAAGUUCAAAUCAGCACAGGCCGAAGAAGAAACAACUUGUUCAUCGCAACGUUCAUCAUCGGGAUGUUUAAAACGACCGUUACAAACUGAAUCAACUCCAUCAAUAAUACUUUCAAAUGAUUAUAAAACAAUUCGAUUGAAUCAUACAUCAAACUAUCGUAUUAAUGAAAAAGUCGUUGUCAUUGAAAAUACGAAUGAUAAACUUGAGCAUGAUUCAAACAUAUUUGAAAGUAAACCAUUAAAAAUCAUCCGGGUCGAACGUACAACACCGGCAAUUGGCAAUGACACGUUGAAAUUAUCUCAUCGUACAGUUAAUGAAUAA
This is a messenger RNA of Adineta ricciae, 1869 nucleotides long. The record is from the annotation of a GenBank genome assembly. Lineage: Eukaryota; Metazoa; Rotifera; Eurotatoria; Adinetida; Adinetidae.